AGCAAUCAGCGUAGGUAUCCAGCUUGGAUGGGGGACCAUACGGAUCCUCGCUGGUGCAGAGGAUCUAAAGAAUCUGGGAGCCUGGGGAAGGCAGGGAACCCAAGAUUUUGGUGUGUAUGUGGUGGAGGAGGGUGCCAUAGAAAGCCCCGCCUCCUAGCAAAACUAGGACUCUGAAGGUUUUCGGCAAACCGAACCCUUUUGGAUGUAAAGCUCGAAAAGCGUCUGCCAUACACGUAUCUUAGCCUCAGACUGCAAGUAACAAAUCCUGAGGGACCCGCCAUUCCUCCUUCAGAAUGCCAGAGGGCCCAGAGCUGCACCUGGCCAGUCACUUUGUGAAUGAGGCAUGUAAGGGGCUGGUAUUUGGUGGGUGUGUGGAGAAGUCCUCUGUCAGCCGGAACCCUGAGGUACCUUUUGAGAGCAGUGCCUACCAAAUAUCAGCUUUAGCCCGAGGCAAGGAGCUGCGCCUGACGUUGAACCCCCUGCCUGGGGCCCAGCCUCCUCAGAAGCCAUUGUCCCUUGUCUUCCGCUUUGGUAUGACUGGAUCCUUCCAGCUGGUGCCUGCAGAUGCACUGCCGCCCCAUGCCCAUCUACGUUUUUACACGGCCCCACCUGCCCCCGGGCUUGCACUUUGCUUCGUAGACAUCCGCCGUUUUGGUCACUGGGACUCUGCCGGUGAAUGGCAGGCAGGCCGUGGACCCUGUGUCUUGCUGGAGUACGAACGAUUCAGAGAGAAUGUACUUCGGAACCUAUCAGACAAAGCCUUUGACCGGCCCAUCUGCGAGGCCUUAUUGGACCAGAGGUUCUUCAAUGGCAUUGGCAACUAUCUGCGAGCAGAGAUCUUGUACCGGCUGAAGAUUCCCCCUUUUGAGAAGGCCCGUACAGUUCUAGAGGCCCUGCAGCACUGCCGGCUGAGCCCAGAGCUGACCCUGAGCCAGAAGAUCAAGGCCAAACUGCAGAACCCAGACCUGCUGGAACUGUGUCACUUGGUGCCUAAGGAAGUGGUUCAGUUGGGGGGCAAAGGCUAUGGGCCAGAGCGUGGGGAGGAGGACUUUGCUGCCUUCCGAGCCUGGCUGCGGUGCUAUGGCGUGCCAGGCAUGAGUUCCCUGCGAGACCGACAGGGCCGCACCAUCUGGUUCCAGAUCAGGUGGACUCCAGAACUGUCCUCAUUCCCUUUUAGGGUGAUCCCGGACCCUUGGCACCCAAAGGGGGCAGAUCCCGAACAAAGAAGUCACAGAAAGCACAGCUGGAUGCUGAGGACAGAAAAGAGGACCGUACACUUUCAAGCAAGUCCAUUUCUAGGACUCGAAAGGCCAGGAAACACCCUCCUAAGAAUAAAGCUCAACAGCCUGAAGGGACCAGCCUCCAACAAAACUUGGAACCCCCUACAGCCUCUAAGACGGGAAAGAGAAGGGGGCGACAGGCAACCACAGGUCGCCGCAGACCCCCAAAGAGUAAGACUGAUACCCGAACCAGGGAGGCUGGGAGACCUUCAGCCUCAUAAAUAGAUGGCACUCCCUCCCUGUUGCCUUGCUAUAAAUCCAGGGGCAUGCCUGAAUCCCUAGAGGCCGUAUUUGUAGGGCUGUAUGCCUUAGCCCCCAUGACUUUUCCUGCACAACUGUUUUUUAAGACAGGGUCGCAUAUAUCCUAGGCUGGCCUUGCGCUCAU
This is a messenger RNA of Acomys russatus (golden spiny mouse), 1665 nucleotides long. RefSeq names its product nei like DNA glycosylase 1 (gene Neil1). Bases 294 to 1505 code for a protein of 403 amino acids. The transcript is spliced from 10 exons. Lineage: Eukaryota; Metazoa; Chordata; Mammalia; Rodentia; Muridae. Gene Ontology annotation, molecular function: damaged DNA binding; DNA N-glycosylase activity; DNA-(apurinic or apyrimidinic site) endonuclease activity. Gene Ontology annotation, biological process: base-excision repair. The record is from RefSeq and is a predicted model, not a curated record. Gene Ontology annotation, cellular component: nucleus.